This is a messenger RNA of Rana temporaria (common frog), 1520 nucleotides long. Its product is annotated as vomeronasal type-2 receptor 26-like. The coding region runs from base 1 to 1497 and encodes 498 amino acids. The transcript is spliced from 4 exons. Gene Ontology annotation, cellular component: membrane. The record is from RefSeq and is a predicted model, not a curated record. Gene Ontology annotation, molecular function: G protein-coupled receptor activity. Gene Ontology annotation, biological process: G protein-coupled receptor signaling pathway. Lineage: Eukaryota; Metazoa; Chordata; Amphibia; Anura; Ranidae.
AUGGGUCACUUCCAGUGUUGUGGAGUCGGAGUGGAGUGUGGAGACACCAGGACCCUGUGUCAGGUGGGGAGCGGGUCAUUGAUUCAGCGGAUGGGUGCGGAGCUGACAGUGCUGACCCUGAGUGCAGUGAACAUGAGCCUGAAGACCAAUGAAAAACUCUCCAUUUUCUGCAGGGUUUACACAAGAGAAUACAGACAUCUCCUGGCUUUUAUAUUUGCUAUUGAUGAGAUAAACCGCAGUCCAGAUAUUCUGCCCAACAUAACUCUGGGAUAUCAUGUGUAUGAUUCUUGUGGACAUGUGAAUAAAGCUAUAAAAGACGUUCUAAAGAUAUUGUCUGGACAUACAAAGGAAGCUCCAAAUUAUUCCUGUAUGGAGCGGGGUGCCCUGGCUGGUUUCAUUGGAGAUCUCAAUUCUGACACCACUCUCCAAAUGGCCCAGCUGCUGAAUCUAUAUGGUUACACCCAGGUCCCAAGAGGUCAAUGCUCCGAGGAAUGUCUUCCGGGGUUCAGAAAAUCUGUAAGAGAAGGAUAUCACCCAUGUUGUUAUAAUUGUGCUCCGUGUUCAGAAGGAGAAAUAUCAAACCAAUCUGACAGUGAACUCUGCAAGAAGUGUCCUGAAAAUGAAUGGCCUAACAAAGCUAAAACUAUUUGUAGUGACAAGGUCAAUGAGUAUUUAUCAUACGAGGAGGACAUUCUAGUUUUAUUUUUUUCUAUAACUUCAGUCAUAUUUGCUACAACAUCUCUCCUUAUACUUGGACUAUUUGUUUGGUUUCGGAGCACUCCCAUAGUCAGAGCCAAUAACCGGAACCUCAGCUUCAUUCUGCUCCUCUCCCUCAUACUGAGCUUCCUUUCUGUAUUCCUGUUCCUUGGCCGUCCUUUGGAUAUUACCUGUAUGCUGCAACAAGUCACUUUUGGAGUUCCCUUCACCAUCUCAGCAUCUUCUAUCCUCGCCAAAACUAUCAUGGUCUUCAUUGCUUUUAAAGCCACCAGACCUGGAAGCUCUUGUAGAAAAUGGGUGGGAGUCAAACUUCCUAAUACAGUCAUGUUAUUCUGCUCAUCCAUUCAGGUUAUGAAUUGCAUUCUCUGGUUGUCCAUCUCUCCACCAUUUCAGGAGUAUGACAUGGACUCCUAUCCUGGGAAGAUCAUCAUUCAGUGUAAUGAAGGGUCAGUUAUCGGCUUCUACUCUAUGUUGGGUUAUAUGGGGUUUCUGGCAGCUGUGAGUUUUCUUCUGGCUUUCAUGGUGAGGACAUUACCGGACAGUUUUAAUGAGGCCAAGUACAUCACCUUCAGCAUGCUGGUGUUCUGCAGUGUCUGGAUUGCCAUGAUCCCGGCCUAUCUGAGCACCAGAGGGAAAUACAUGGUGGCUGUGGAGAUAUUCGCCAUACUGACCUCCAGUGCUGGAAUAUUAUUGUGUAUGUUUUCUCCAAAACUCUACAUUUUACUUUUCAAACCUGAACUGAACACAAGAGGGACAAUGCUGGGGAAGAGAAUAAUGUAAAUGUAACACAUUGAUUCAAUGUA